Messenger RNA from Myxocyprinus asiaticus (Chinese sucker), 3356 nucleotides. RefSeq names its product oocyte zinc finger protein XlCOF15-like. The transcript has a single exon. NCBI's taxonomy places the organism in Eukaryota, Metazoa, Chordata, Actinopteri, Cypriniformes, Catostomidae. The record is from RefSeq and is a predicted model, not a curated record. The coding region runs from base 315 to 1061 and encodes 248 amino acids.
GAGAAAAAUCUUUGAGUUGCUCUCAGUGUGGAAAAUGUUUCACAGAUGAAAGCCAGCUUAAUGUGCACAUUAGAUUUCACAGUGGAGAGAGGCCUUACACUUGCCAUCAGUGUGGAAAAGGUUUCAAAGACAAAAGAAACCUUAAGAAGCACACAAGGAUUCAUAGUGGAGAGAAGCCUCACACGUGCCAUCUGUGUGAAAAGAGCUUCACUCGUAAAGAACAUCUUACAUUGCACACAAGAGUUCACACUGGAGAGAAGCCUUAUACGUGCCAACAGUGUGGAAAAGGUUUCAAACGUAAAGAUCACCUUAAUAUGCACACAAGAGUUCACACAGCAAAAAAGACUUACGACUGCCAACAGUGUGGAGAAUGUUUCAAACGUAAAAAACACUUUAAUCUGCACACAAGAAUUCACACAAAGAAGCCUUACACGUGCCAACUGUGUGGAAAAGGUUUCGUAUGUGAACGUAGUCUCGCAUAUCAUCUCCUCUGUCACUCUGGAGAAAGACCAUUUAAAUGCGAUAAAUGUGAUAAAACAUUUGUUUUGAAUUCAGGCCUGCAAAAACAUCUGAAAACUCACACAGAUGACAAGCCUUUCAAGUGUUCUUUUUGUGGAAAGAGUUUUGCAUGUCUGUCCUAUUUGAAAGACCACCAAAAAAUACAUAGUGGUUCUGGGGCUCACAUGUGCUCUGAAUGUGGGAGGACCUGCACUACAGCCGCUCACUUGAUUGAGCACCAAAGAAUCCAUACUGGAGAGAAACCUUUUAUGUGCUCGUACUGUGGAAAGACUUUCAUUAGAUCAGAACACCUGAAAAAACAUGAGAGAAUCCACACUGGAGAGAAACCUUACAAGUGCUCACACUGUGGAAAGAGUUUCACUCUGUCACAAAACAUGAAAGCACAUGAGAGAAUUCAUACUGGAGAGAAACCAUACCACUGCUCUUCAUGUGGAAAAGGUUUCAACCGAUCAGGUCAUCUACAGCAACAUGUAAAAAGCAAUUGCUCAAGUAUUCACAAUGAGCAAGAAUCAUCUUCAGGUCCAGCGAUGUCAAGAAAAUAGUUUGAAAUUCAGAUAAACCCAAAGAUGGAAUUUCCCCCAAAAUUUCAGCAUCAUAUAAAGGCUCGGGUAUACUUUGUUUUUCUGUGUUCCGGAUCGCCUCACACACGGUCGAGCCUUUCAAAGUAUACACUUCAAAGUUCAAAAAGACUCUAAAUAAAAAUACUAUGUUACUGUACUUAGCUUUUUUUUUAUUUGUACUUCAGUAUUUCCAACAGUUGCGAGUUUUAGUUCUCUUUUUUACUUUAGAACCAGACCUAAUACAUUUAAACUGACCAAUCAGCAGACCACCUUUAACCCCGCAAGUUGUGACCAUUUGCAGAGCCCCAAUGCACAAAUUCCUCAGCCAAUAGGCUGACAGAUCCCUAUUAGCACUCUCUGGAAUGCAAGAGAGUUGUUUUCAUAAGGAAUAGGGGGUUUUAACACAGAAAUGAAUUUCUUUGUAAAUUUUCAACCCUGCAAAUUUUUAGACAAAUAAAUACUUUUUGCUCUGAUACAGACCCUCUUGUUACUUAAUGUCAUGACUGGCUCAGAGCAGUGCCAAAUUAAAGGAGGACACAGUGAAUCGGUGUAGUUUAAGUACUUUGAAAUACACGGAUGAACAUUAUGACCACCUGCCUAAUAUGCUAUUGGUCCUCCGCGUGCCACCAAAACAGCACCGACCCGCUGAGGCAUGGACUCUACACGACCCCUGAAGGUGUCCUGUGGCAUCUGGCACCAAGACAAUAGCAGCAGAUCCUUCAAGUCCUAUAAGUUGCAAGGUGGAGCUGCCGUGGAUCGGACUUGUUUGUCCAGCACAUCCCACAGAUGCUCAGUCGGAUUGAGAUCUGGGGAAUUUGGGGGCCAGUGCAACACCUUGAACUCUUCAUCAUGUUCCUGAAACUGUUCCCGAACAAUCUGUGCAGUGUAGCAGGGUGCAUUAUCCUGCUGAAAGAGGCCGCUGCCAUCAGGGAAUACCAUUGCCAUGAAGGGGUGUACCUGGUCUGCAACAAUGUUUAGGUAGGGGGCACGUGUCAAAUUGACACCGGGUUUUCCAGCAGAACAUUACCUAGAACAUCACACUCCCUCCAACGGCUUGUCAUUUUCCCACAGUGCAUCCUGGUGCCAUCACUUUCCCAGGUAAACGGCACAUCAACGUCCACGUGAUGUAAAAGAAAACUUGACUCAUCAGACCAGGCAACCUUCUUCCACUGCUACAAGGACCAGUUCUGACACUUGCGUGCCCAUUGUAGGUGCUUUUGAUGGUGGACAGGGGUCAUCAUGGGCACUCUGACCGGUCUGCGGCUACACAGCCCCAUACACAGCAGGGUGCGAUGCACUGUGUGUUGUGACACAUUCCUCCUGUAACCAUUUUCUGUGACUUCUGCCACAGUAGACCUUCUGCAAGUUUGGACCAGACGGGAUAGCCUUCAUUGCCCUCGCGCAUCGAUGAGCCAUGGGCGCACAACACCCUGUGUCUGUGGUGUAGGCUAAUGCAUGGAUGUAAGUUUGUGUGGGUAACAAAAGCAGAAAACAAAACUCAUAUGAGGAAACAAAAAUAAUCAGCCUGAAACACGUUGAAAAUUUGACUGUACAGUUAAUUCUGUUGCCCUAAUACCACAGUUCGAUCUAUUUUCAAAAGAAUCACAAAGUGAAAUAUGAUUUCUGUAAGUCAUCAAAUACAAACGUCUCUUCUAUGCUCCGAUUACUAAAACUUUGUGCUUUUACUUUACAAAGUUCUCCAAAAAAAAUUUGCCAUUUUGUACUUGUCUGUGAUUUUGCUUGGCUGAAUAAUCUGAUGUUAUAUCUUAGAUGUCCAGUACAAAAUAUGCCAUCCAGAAGGAAAAGCAUGCAAAACAAAUCAUCAGAACAUAUGUUUUCGACUAUUGAUGAUAAAUAUAUCGUCACAAAGGGGAGGAUCUUGACUUUCUAGUCCACUCAGAGGCCGAGAUAUUCAAUGAAACAAUGAGGGUGGUGCAUGAACUGAAAAUUAAACUGAAUGUCUAUGGACGAGCACAUCUGUGAGGACUCAAAUGUGUUAGAGCACCACCUACAUUUCAGAUCUGUAUAUUGUGAUGGACUGUGAUAAAGCAAAUCUUAUUUCUAGUGCUUUCUGCCAUCUAGUGGAAUAAAAUGAGACUUUUCAAAGUGAGGUCUAGUGAACAGAACCAGAAUUACAUGUUUACAUAUUUAGGACAACAAAAAUCUUUAUUUUUAUUUCUGUUUAUCAAAAGACUAUAAACACAUACAAUAUUAUUCAUGAAUAAGCGGAGUCUUUUUUUUUAUUUGGGUGGUUCUCUGAAAAAUGAGACCAAUUUU